Messenger RNA from Trachymyrmex cornetzi, 2573 nucleotides. RefSeq names its product sex-lethal homolog. Gene Ontology annotation, cellular component: nucleus; ribonucleoprotein complex. Bases 644 to 1735 code for a protein of 363 amino acids. The transcript has 6 exons. Gene Ontology annotation, molecular function: mRNA binding. Lineage: Eukaryota; Metazoa; Arthropoda; Insecta; Hymenoptera; Formicidae. The record is from RefSeq and is a predicted model, not a curated record.
UCUCUCUCUCCCCUCUCUCUCCGCCGUGCCGUGCCGUGCCGCGCCGCGCCGCGCCGGAGGAAGUCGCGCGUUUUACCGAGCGCGGCCGAGUGCAGAGUUCCCGGGCGCCGCUGAACUGGAGUCGGGACUGUCGGGAGUCCGUCCGGCGGAGCGGAGCGGAGCGGAGCGCAACGAGCGCGCGUUCGCGAGCGGCGGAUUACGUCGUCGGUUAGGUGCACGCAGCACGGAUAGUAACGCGACGGACGCGAUGCUGACAGUACGCGCGCUUACAUAAUUAUCCACCGUCGUCGGUGCGCAUUAGCGGCGCGUAAAGCGACGCGAAAGAGAGAAGAGGAAGAGAGAGAGAGAGAAAGAGAGCGAGAGCGUGAGCGUCGUCCCCUCACGGCGGUGGUUGUCCGUUUGCUCGCGCUCCUCUUCGAUUUUACUCCGUUUCGUGAUCACUCGGGUCUGGCAUCAAUACAUAUAUUGCACAUUUAUUUUCUAUUUAUUUUGAGACUGCUUAGAGAGAAAGCGAGAGAAAGCGAGAGAGAGAGAGAGAGAAAGAUGAGAGCAUUCGAGGGCGCAGACUGGCCUACGAGCGUAGCGGCGUUGUCGUACGGGGAAGACGUAGUAAUGAAUUUGUUUAUAUUUUUUGUAUUUGCCGAUGAUCCUCCCGUCGAUGGUCGUUUCACUGGACGGUACCAGUUGGAGUAUACAACAGCAACCGCAACACCAACUGCUGGUAGUGGACUCGGUCGCGCAGCAGCAACAGCAACCGCAACAGAUCGUCGCGUUGAAUCAGAUCGUCGCACCAAAUCAGAUUUCGUCAUCGGGAGGUGAUCCACAGCAACAGUGCCACAAAAUGACUGACCAGCGAGACCAGCAACAGCAGCAACAGCCGCAGUCCCAGUUUCAGCAACAGCAGCAACAACAACAGAUCAAAGGCAAUGAAGAACCAAGAACAAAUCUGAUUAUUAAUUACCUUCCGCAAAACAUGAAUGAGAAGGAGUUGUACAGUCUAUUUGUCACGAUUGGUCCGGUCGAAUCCUGUCGAGUCAUGAAGGAUUACAAGACUGGGUACAGCUAUGGCUUUGGUUUUGUCAACUAUGCCAAAGCUGAGGACGCGGCGACGGCGAUAAGCACAUUAAAUGGUCUUCAAGUGCAAAAUAAGCGUCUGAAGGUCUCGUUCGCUCGGCCUUCUGGAGAAGAAAUUAAAGAAACGAAUCUUUACGUUACAAAUUUACCAAGAAAUAUAACGGAAAGCCAAAUCGACGAACUCUUCAGUAAAUUCGGCAAUAUUGUGCAGAAGAAUAUAUUGAGGGAUAAACUGACCGGUUUACCGAGAGGAGUAGCGUUCGUUAGAUUCGAUAAGAGGGAGGAAGCCCAGGAGGCUAUCGCACAACUUCACGGUACAAUACCGGAUGGUGGAUCAGAGCCGCUUAGCGUAAAAAUCGCGGAGGAACACGGCAAACAAAAAGCGGCGUAUUAUGCGGGCUGGCAGGCGGGAUACAAUCAAAGCCGCGGAGGAAGCGGACUCGGAGCCGGCGGUGGCGGCAGCGGACGGGCUCGGGGCAUCGGGGGUCCUGGAAUGGGCAUGGGUGUUGGCGGCGGUGGUCCGGGAAUGUUGAGCCGGGCUGGUGGUUUUGGGCCGCGUGGUGGUGGGCCCCAUAGCGGCAGCUUCCUGGGAGGCGGCGGCGGCGGCGGCGGCGGUGGAGGCGGCGGUAGCGGCGGUUACGUGCAGUCGCACUUCUGGUGACCAUCGCGAUGUGACAACGACGACGACAAUGACGAUAACGAUAACGAUAACAAUGACGAUGACAAUGACGACCGUAAUGGAGAUACGCUUACAUUCGCUGCAACACUGAUCGCUGGCUGAAACCCUCUCUACUCAUCUCGUUCGAAAUAAAGUUCGCGAGUUUGAUUGCUCGUAGCGUAGCUGAGAGCUAGAGGUAGGUCAGAUAGAACCAGGGUAGACCAGUUUCCUAUUUACAAGAUGAUAUUGCACGAGAAGAUAACUCGGUGUGUUAAUACCAGUGUCUAUAAGAGUUUUAUGAAUGGAGAAAAGAAAUAUUACGUUUUGAAAGAAAUGUUUUAUCGUUUGUUAAUGCAUGUUAUUGAAGAAUGUUGUUUAGCAUUUUAAAAUAUGCCGUGCAUAUUUUAUUAUUAAUAAUAUUUUUAUCGGUAUUGGUAUUAAGAAUGAGUUACAUUUUCGUGGACCAUUUUGUAUUUUCGCGAUAACCGCGGAAAAAACUGGAUAGCGAGAGAGGACUCGAGACUGUCAUUAAUCUUCAAUUUCAUCAACUGCACACGUUGGAUCUAUUCGAAAACAAUUCCGAUCGAAAUUGACUUUCUAUUUGAUUACAAGAUACAGUUCGGAAAUCUUUAUUAUUUCGGAUACUAGCCAUAACAGGAUAACCGAGAAAGAGUUCGAUCGGAAUCGUUUUCGAAUAAAUUCCUAUUAUCUCUGACAGGUGUCCUGCUAUCCGUUCAGCUGUCUACCUGGUUUUAUUUUUUUUAUCCAGUGCACGAUCGUGAAGCUCUUGAGGAGAUUUAUAUUGUCUAACGUUACAAAUUAUAACAGCCUUUUUUCCUAA